AUGGCAGGUCUUUCCUUGUCAUGUGAGGACAAACAAGUGCCAGAACCACCAGAGAAGAACAUAGAAUCCAAACACAGGAACAGGGAAAAUGAAGAUGUCGAGCUGAUUUUAGUAGGAGUGGAACAUGUAAAUGAAGAUGCAGAAAUUCUCUUUAUCAGAGCGAUUUCAAAUUCAAAACCAGUCAUUUCAAACAUUUUGAACAGAGUGACCCUGGAAUGUUAUUCCAAAAGAAAGAAAGGCUACUGGAGUCAAGAUCCUGCUUGUGCAUUGCAGCCUGCAAACCACAUGACCCAUGGGCCCUCAUAGUGGCCACCCCAAUCUGCAUGGAGAGUAAUAGAUCAUCCUAUUAUUUUUGAGCCUUCAUCUAAACCUGAUUCUAAAAUGAGCUCACCACAAGUCAUGCCUCGCUGUCCCUCAUAUUUGCUCUCUAUUCACUGUCUACUUGGAGUUAUACUUUUUGUAGGAGGCAAGGAGAAGUCCUUCAAUUCAAAGCAACUUCCCGCUUCCAAUAUAAACAGUGGAAAUCCCAAAAGACCUAAACUCAGUGAUGGAAUCCCAGGAGGACAUUCCUCAGCUGUGGAUUUCUCUCCUACAGUGAGCAUGAGCACAACCUCAAAAUGUGUCCCAUCUUCAUUAAGCCAUGUUCAGAAUGGAGCAUUAUUUUCUUGGACUUAUGUAAAUGAUAGGACAUAUUUCAAUCUUAUGGAUCUAGACACAAAAAAUAGCUUGAAAAGCCUGGAAAAACCAGACUUUUUGAGUCUAGCAAGUCAAAAUUAGACUGUUGAUCCUAAGAAAGAAAAUCUGAUCAUGUUACUUCAUGACUUUUACUAUGUGCAGCAUAAAGGAGACAGGCAGCCAAAACAGAAGACUCACACAACCUUUAAAUGCCUCAGCUGUUUGGAAGUUCUAAAGAAUGUCAAGUUUAUAAGCCAUGUGAGGAGCCAUUUGGAACUUGAGAAGCAGAAGGGUGACAGCUGGGAAAACCACACCACCUGCCAGCACCACCAUCCCCGAUUUCCCACUCCCUUUCAGCUGCAGUGUCACAUUCAAAGUGUACACAGCACCCAGAAGCCCUCCGCUGUCUGUAAAGUUUGCGGAUUGUCAUUCAAAACAAAUCACGUUUUCUUACAGCACAUGAAGGACAAUCAUAAGCCUGGUGAAAUGCCCUAUGUGUGCCAGAUUUGCAAUUACAGAUUGUCAGCCUUUGCUAAUGUGGAAACAUGUUCCAGAACAUGCCAUGAAAACACUAAGAAUUUGCUUUGUCCAUUCUGUCUCAACAUUUUCAGAGCUUUCAUUCAUACUCUACAUGAAUCACACUCUACAUGAAUCAUUAUUGGAGGCACCUGAACAAGAAUCUUUCAGUGUUUCAAAUGCCUACUGCGGUUUUUGACUUCAAAGGAGAAAACAGAGCAUCAAACCAAGAAGCAUCGAGCUUUUAAAAUGCCAAAACAAUUGGAAGGGUUGCCUCCUGAACAAACUUCAGUUCAACCAAGUUCAAGAGGUGCAGCAUCCAUUAGUGUGAGUAACACUCACUUCUAGCUGUCAACUGUAAAAUCUAAAAAGAGGACUGCCAUGAACUCUAGCUAUUCCAGAUGUUACCACAACAGGCGUUAUAGCUCAAAUUAUAUUCUGCCCACCUCCAGGGAUACUGAAAGGCAGAAUUGA
Odobenus rosmarus divergens (Pacific walrus) is the source of this 1665-nucleotide messenger RNA. It is a transcript of the gene ZNF280A, whose product is annotated as zinc finger protein 280A. NCBI's taxonomy places the organism in Eukaryota, Metazoa, Chordata, Mammalia, Carnivora, Odobenidae. The record is from RefSeq and is a predicted model, not a curated record.